This is a messenger RNA of Wasmannia auropunctata (little fire ant), 2233 nucleotides long. RefSeq lists its product as uncharacterized. Gene Ontology annotation, biological process: SCF-dependent proteasomal ubiquitin-dependent protein catabolic process. Bases 42 to 2033 code for a protein of 663 amino acids. Gene Ontology annotation, molecular function: protein binding. The record is from RefSeq and is a predicted model, not a curated record. The transcript has 8 exons. Gene Ontology annotation, cellular component: SCF ubiquitin ligase complex. NCBI's taxonomy places the organism in Eukaryota, Metazoa, Arthropoda, Insecta, Hymenoptera, Formicidae.
UAUAUAUAUAUCCAUAGAGUAAUUAUUAUAAGAGAGAGACAAUGAUAAAUCUUUAUGAAGAUAAUAUUAACUAUGUAAACAGAGUAACCGGAGAAGAGACAGAUCAUGUUGACUUUAUUUAUCAAUUUGUAAAUACUUAUCAUUGUAUUCAAAAUUACAAUAAUUUUAGCACUACAUUUAUUAACUGUAAGAUAACUGAGCCACCUAUCACAGUUACAAAUUAUGAAGAUUUUAAAAAGAAAACUUACGAAGCAUUGAUACACACAUCAUUUUUUUCAUUUGAUGAUAUACCAUAUGAUGAGUCACAGGAUUUUAGGAUGGUCAAUAAAAUACACAAAUAUAUUGAUAUCGAAUUUUAUGAAGCGUGUUAUCCCAUCAAAGUGUCUCUGUAUGGCUUGGACAAUUGCAACAUUCACCGAGUUUGGGCACAAAACUCUGAUGGUCAAUGGUUUGCAGUAUGGGAGAAUGAAUGGGAGGAUAACAUAAGGGGAUUAAUCCAUUUUGUUGCUUGUAUGCAGCUGUCGUGCGAUUUUAAAACGAAAAAGCUUAAAUUUCAAUUAUUUCCUUAUAGAAAUACCCCAAUAGAGGUAGUAAAAGCUGUAAUACUUAUUGGUACAUCAGAAUUAAUCUUUCCUAGAAGUCCUAAAAAGAGUCUAUGUACUCUAAGUCACCUGUUAGAAAGCAUUAAUUAUCAGAUCCAGGACAGACAUGAACACGACGGAACAGAUGAUACAGAACCACAUUCGGAUAUACUUGAACUUCAAAAGAACUUUAAAAAAUAUUGUAUUAUUUGUAAAAGCGAUAUAUUAAAGAACUUUCAUAAAAGUGAGCUCGGACGCAAGCAAAUGUCUCGACAGAUAAUCAGUAGAGCGCCAUUUUUUAAGCACAUACAUAGAUAUCGGCAGAUAUAUAUGCGUCACUUUUUAAAAAGUGAUUCAAAUUAUACAAAGUGUAUGAAAGAUAUUAAACCUUAUUCAGAUGAAUCCAAAGAGCGAUCAUCUUACAAUUUUUCUACGCUUCCUGAUGAAGUGAUACUAGAAAUAUUGAAAAAUUUAGAUAUGACAUCGUUAAGCCGCAUGAGUAGAGUCAAUAAACGCUUGAAUAUGUUAUCACGGGAUUCUCUGCUAUACAAAUAUUUAAACUUGCGAAAUAUACAUUUAACAUACAUGCACAUUAAUCUUUGUCAGUUAUUGAAUUACUUUGCACCCAGAUGUAAAAAUUUAUUACAGUUGGAUCUGUCACUUUGCACGUUUUCUACUUCGAAAUUUAGAAAAUUUGUGAAAACUUGCUGCAGGAAUUUAACGCAUCUAAGAUUAAGUGAAUGCUAUUAUGUUGAUUUUGAACUACGUUAUAUUUCAAAGAUAUGUAAAAAUUUGAAAGAAUUGGAUCUGAAUUAUUGUGAUGGCAUAACAAAUGAAAAUAUUUCAUACCUCAAGAAUUUACAAUUUUUGGAAAGUUUACAACUUAAAUAUGUAAAAGCUAUUGAAGCUAAUACUUUGUGUGAAAUACUACAGAAAAAUGGACAGAUGCGAGACUUAAGUUUGAACUGUACGCUUCUAAAUAUAGAUGCAAUUGCAAUGGAAUUACAGAAUUCAUGUCCAAAUUUGGAAAGGUUAAAUUUAAAAGGCUGCAAAUUUACAUCGCAGGGCAUUGAUGCCCUUGCCAAUUGUAAAAAUCUGAAAGAAGUGAGUUUUUCUAGCUGCCAGUUGAUCGGUAAGGUCAGUGGUGAUAUCUUCGGUAGAUUGUUUUCUUCCUGUCAACUGGAAAAAAUCGACUUUAGCAGAUUUAAAAGCCUCACCGAGCGUGAUUGUGAAACACUAACAGUGUGCAAAAACUUAAAAUACUUAAAUUUGGAAAAUGUAAAUUCAGUGACACCUGACAUAUGUUCUCAGCUUUUCGUGAAAUGUCCUAAAUUGAACAUUCUCGAUCUUAGCUACUGUAAUUAUAUCAGUAAGGAUUUGGUUGACCAAUGGAACGAAAAAUACAGUGUAAUUGUAUUUUUUGAUUACUAUAUGUUACAAUAUAAUUUAUAAAUCAAUAUAUACGAUAAAACUAUAAUUAUACAUACAAUGUAAUUGUCAUCGACCAUCAUAGAUCCUUACAAUUUAUGCUAGAAUUUACAUGCUAACUUUAUUAUUCCAUAUACAGUCGGUUUUAACACAACAAAUGUACAAGUUAGACGAAACGAAUAAUAUUUUAAAUUUGAUAAUAAACGUGUAAAGUACGGCUCUUU